AUGAACUCAACUCUGUCAAACUCGAGCAACGUAACCAAUGGUUCACUGGCACCCAUUUUCCCUCCAGUGGCAAGUACUAUCGAAACUUCUUCGAAUCCAGUCUUGAGAUGGGCACUCCUGCUAGCUUACAGCGUGAUCUGCCUCAGCGGUGUUUGCGGUAACCUCAUGGUUAUCCUUGCCAGCCGUAAACCAGGAAUGGUCACCGUGAGUAACAUCUUAAUAGCAAACUUAGCGGUUGCAGACUUUACAGUUUGUUUUGUCAAUAUUCCCACUGUAGCUACUUACGGUUUUUUGGUCUACUGGCCUUUUGGCGCCUUUCUUUGCAAGCUAAUAUCCUUUCUUCAAGGCCUGACUCUCUCUGCCUCAGUCGGAACGCUAGUGGCCAUCGCCGGAGAACGAUACUGGCACAUUGUCUUGUACACAAGACGUAAGCUCACUAUCCGUGAAGCGAACAAAGCCGUCGCGGUUAUUUGGGCGACUUCUAUUUUCAUGCCUCUUCCACUGGCUGUGUUCAGUACUGUCACAAAGUUCAAGCAAGGAGAGAAAGAAUUUGCGGUCUGCAUCGAGGAAUGGCCAAGUGUUAAGUCGAGACAAUCAUAUACCGUGCUAGUGUUUUUGCUGUUGUAUCUCCUUCCCCUGCUUAUUAUUGCUAGCUUGUAUGCAAGGGUUGGUCGAUUCCUCAGAAGGUUGCCCACCGCACAACAAGGUGGGUAGACAUUUUUGUUAACGUUUUUUAAACAAACAAUGUUUGAACAAGUUGUGUAAUAGAGAUUAAAAUGUUUGAACAGCCACAACACCGUUAUGAAUAAAUCACUUCUUAGUCAUAACAGAACUAUGAAUUUUCUUAUGACCUUGAAAUGAAAACGCGCGAACAAAACAGAAACAAGAAACGAAUGGAAAUAGGGUGAUUUGUCACACUGCAACACGAUUGCCUAAUCGAACAAUGCCUUCUCCAUAUUAGGGUUUUGUUUGGCGGGAAAACGAACAGUCUAUGUUCUAAUCUUUUCAUCCAUUGGCUGAUAAACCAAAUAACGAACACUUACCGGAACCAUUUUUAAGGUCAUUAGAAAAUCGCUCUAACAAAAUGAACAAGACAGCCAUGACAGAGCCCCUUUAAAUUUUAGCAUCUGCAGCAGGUAAUAUUGUUCUUUUUUCUUGUUAGUGACGAAUCACGCACAGACGAAAGCCAUCAGAAUGCUUUCAACAGUGGUUUUUCUUUUUGCCAUCUGUUGGUUACCAUAUCACAUUGUCCUCAUGUACACUGAAUUGAGUUAUUCGAAACUAAGCCAAGCCCUCACCUCAGUCAUUCUUUUGGCACAGUGGUUGGUUUUCGCAAACAGCACCUUCAAUCCAUUUGUGUACGCGGUUCUUAACGAGAACUACAGGUGUAAGUUUAAGAUGUUGCUUCACCUGCGCAGGAGAAACAGAAGAAGAAACAACGUGAUAAUUCGUGUUCAAACGAUCAGGAAUGAGAACUUAAGGUGA
Molecule: messenger RNA, 1485 nt
Organism: Porites lobata
Lineage: Eukaryota; Metazoa; Cnidaria; Anthozoa; Scleractinia; Poritidae
Source: the annotation of a GenBank genome assembly